Messenger RNA from Kockovaella imperatae, 1069 nucleotides. RefSeq names its product SGS domain-domain-containing protein. The transcript is spliced from 6 exons. Gene Ontology annotation, molecular function: protein-folding chaperone binding. Gene Ontology annotation, biological process: protein stabilization. The record is from RefSeq and is a predicted model, not a curated record. The coding region runs from base 147 to 872 and encodes 241 amino acids. Lineage: Eukaryota; Fungi; Basidiomycota; Tremellomycetes; Tremellales; Cuniculitremaceae.
CGGCAUUCCGACUGUCGGCGGCUGUUAUUGAGCAAUUAUGGCCUGGGCAGAUCUUUUGCCAAGUCAAGUCGAAAUAAGAAAGUCACAGGAGCUAGUCUCAUUCCGUCAUCAUAUGGAUGACAUUAUUUCAACCUUGACAUCCCACAAUGGAGCCAGUAGAGGUACCUGUACCGAGAUACGACUUUUAUCAAACUCCACUCCAGCUCAUUUUAUCGCUUUACGUCAAAGGGUAUGGAGCGGCAGAUGUGUCAGACAAGGUGGAUGUGGUGUUCAGGGAAAGAGAGAUCAUCAUUGAUUUACCGGCUCUAGGAGGUGCCAACACGGAUCAGCAACAACAACGCAUAACAUUGAAGCCAUUGUCAGCCAGUAUCCUCCCUGAUCAAUCGACCAGUAGGGUCCUAUCCUCCAAGAUUGAGCUCAAACUCGCCAAAGUCGUCCCUGAAAAUUGGAUCUCCCUACUCUAUUCUCCAGAUUCCACACCUCUCAAUCCUUUGUCGGCAAAUCAGGUCCAGACCCCAGGCCUGAACGGAGAAGCGACAGGUUCGAGCGCCGAGACACGUCCAGUCAAGCCGGAUGUAAUGCCAGCCACGACCUCAGCACCAGUACCGAAUGUCAAGGCGAGGAAGAACUGGGAUAAAGUCGUGGAAGAGGAUGAUGAAGGAGCGAAAGAUCCCAAUGAAGGCGGUGACGCUGCGCUCAAAGAAUUCUUUGCCAAGAUUUACGGCGACGCCGAUGAUGACACCAAACGAGCGAUGAUCAAGAGUUAUACAGAGAGUGGAGGCACGGCCCUGAGUACGAAUUGGAACCAGAUUGGGAAGGAAACGACACCGAUCCGUCCGCCUGAAGGAAUGGAAGCGAGGCGAUAUAAUUAGACAUCAUUGCAGAGAGAUGAGUCUGGCGACACUGUAGCAUAUCAUCCAUGAGCUGUGGUCCACGACCGGGAUACAAGCAGCGAACGAUGCCACUGUAUGUAUACAUUUCAUCCCCGCUGCCUACUGUCGUUGUUCCGGCCGUAGGCGGCGGCCCACCGGCGGGAAAAAAGGCGGAGACCCCGAAGAGUCGGGAUGGU